UUAUAGCUUUCUUUCAUGUUAUUGGUAGCAGCCAGAGAAAAUUUGUCAUUUUAAUCCUUUUAUACAUGAAGUGGAGUGGCUCUUAAACCAUGCACUUUCCUGUUAGUUUUAUAGCACAGAAACUGUUGAUGCAUAGUUUGUAAUUUUUUAAACACCCAGAAAUAUAUUAGGGGCUAAGUAACAUUCAUAAUUGUUAACAACCAAUUAUGGCACACAAGAAGGAACUGUGCCAUGCAACACUCUUCCAAUUUCAAAAUUUAGCAAUAGCAUUAGUAGCCUCAUUAGCAUCCCACUUACUCUUCACCAAGCUUACGAUUUGAAGACACCACAUAAGUCCAAGAGCCUUCUUUAAAUCAGAAAAAGGUGAUCUGUCCAGUGUUGGCACUUGGCACAGAAAGGAGACGAUGCACAUAGAGGCAAUUAUUUUCUAGGAUUAUUUGGAAGGUGCAAAUCAAGUGCCAACUGAGGACACCCAACAGGUCGCCCGAGGAUUUCGCUUGCACACGGAGCCGGUGUGAGACGCAGGCAACAAGGCGUGGUGCAACGGCCCCCGCAUCAUUUCACGAGGCUAUAAUCUCUACUAUUAAAGCGGGAUCUGCCGUCGUGAUGGUUCGAUCAACGAUGGUUCGACCUCUCGAUCCCACGUACAAUUGACACCCGCGCGUAAAACAGACAGCCCACCCGGCGUUCGAGGUGACCCAGAAAUCAGCCCAACGAAAAAAAAUCGCUAACACGUGCACACGUCUCCGCCUCCCCCACUCCCAACUCCCUCCCCAUCCCGAUCCCCAUCCUCGCUGCCUCCGUCGAUUGUGCUUGUCGCCCCGUCACCUCUCCAUCCGCUGCCGCGAUCCAGAAAACUCCCUCCCCAUCCCGAUCCCGAUCCUCGCUGCCGCCGCCGGUUCUGAAGCACGAGCAACAUUACAACACGGGUGAAGAGACGAUGGGGCUGACAAGGAGGGAAGGGAGGCAGAGGCGAGUCAACUCCAACCUGCCCGGUCACCGGCCGGAGGGGAGAAUGGCGGAGACGACGGGGACGGCUUCGACCCACCGGCUCCGGGCGCGCGCCGAGGCGGCGGUGGCGUCCAUGGUGGACGUCCGCCCCCGCGAGAUGCCACCUCCACCUUCUUCUUCAUAAGCCAUCUCUCUCGUCGAAGCCGCCUUCCAAAUUCAGCCACCAGCGGAGAACAGAAGAUCCUCACUCCAUGGGUGAUGCAGAUCCUGAGUGCCUACUUCCUGGUGCUGCCGCUGCGGGACGAGGGGGCCAUCUUGCUGGGCCUCGGCGCCCUCCCAGGCCUCUUCGUCGGCUCGCUCGUGCUCACCGCCCUCGCCGCCCCCGUCGCCUCCCUCGCCUUCUCGCUCCCAUCCGUCCCCAAGUCCAAGGCUUUGGUUUUGAUACACAGAUUCUUCAGCAUAUCCCUUCUUGUAUUUUUCAUGCUUUGGUUUGCCUCGAAGCCGGGCUCCCCAGCUACCGCCCAGUCAAGUGAAGAUAGUUUAAAUAAACCUGCUGGGUGGGGAAACCACAGCUGGUUCUACGUAGGUGUGAGAAUAAGCUUCUUUCUUUGGGUUGCUCUGCUUAAUCUCACUACAAUAUCAUCCACUUGGGCAAGGGUAAUUGAUGUCAUGGACAGUGAGUCAGGUUCAAGAUUGUUUGGUUUUAUUGGGGCUGGUGCUACGCUAGGGCAACUUUUUGGUUCUUUGUUUGCUGCAAGCAUGACAUGGAUGGGACCCUUUCUGCUCCUAUUUUCCUCCCUCUUGAUGGAACUUGCUGCACUGUCAUCCAAAUUAACUGAGCAACUCUUUUCUGUAGUCCAACUGAUGCAUGCUGGUCAUAUCCUUACAGUAGCUGGUAUAACAGUUGCUAUUUGCGCAUCUCCAUUCAUUGCUACCUCAAAUUUGGUUGCCCUUGCUGUAUGGCCAACUUGGGUUGCUGUUGCUGUCACUGAAACAAUUCGAAAGGCACACGGCACUUCUCUUGCACAUCUGAGCCCAGAGGGAUGCAGUAAGAUAAUUGAUGCAAGUCUGUUUGCCAUUUCCGAGAGUUGCUCUGAGCUCGCCGAGCUUGAUCUUUCAAACUGCAUGGUCAGCGACUAUGAUGUUACGGUGUUGGCAUCCGCGGAGCGGCUCAAGCUCCGUCUCCUCUCACUGUCCGACUGUCUCAAGGUCACACCUAAGAGCGUUCCAUUCCUGGGAAGCAUGCCUGCAUCGUUGGAGGGCCUCAACCUAAUAGGUGUCAUAUGCUAAAUGGAUCAAAAGAGAAUGAGACAGUGUCUCAAAUAUUCUAAUUCCGUUGUUUAGUGGAGAUUCAAAUGGAAACCAAGGCUGCAUUAAUCCUAACAAGAACUUCGCUUGGAUGCAGUGAUAUUUUCUGGACAUGAGAAAAAGCAAGGAUUACACAUACGAGACAUAGAGGAUGUGGGUGCGCCGUGCGGGAGUGAUACGUGUCGGCCCUCAUUGUAUGUUCAUGUCCUACUCUUGUGAUGCUCCGAUGGUCUUCUCCACAGGCGAGCCCUACCACACCUUUGAGCUAUGGCAAUUCUACAUCCUAUAAUACAAACAUGGAAUCUGGAGGAGGAAAUGUAACACAUCGCUCUUGUCUCAGUGGCUGAGGACGGGGGUUUGGGGCUAUGGCUAUUGGCAUUGGGCCAAACCUUUGUGGUGGGGAGAUCUAGGCAUAUUUCAGCUUAUAUUUGGAAGCUUGACUGAGUUUCAACUAUCUAUCUUUUGGCGUAGUCGAUGCCACAUGGUGGUCACGGGAGAUCGCUGGCCUCUUCUCAGUGAGAUCUAUUUAUGCGGCUCCGAUGAGCGACGGGCGAUGACGGCGGCGCGUCUUCGGCUCGCUUUAGUGCUUGCAGUCGUCGCUAUGUGCUCUAUGAAUCUGGAUGUAUUUUUUAUUAUUUUUGGUGUUUGUUGUACUACAAUGUAUGAAGAUGAUAGAUCGGAUGUUUCCCUAAAAAAAGUCUAAGCUCAUGUUUUUUCUAAAUUUGGAGGAUAGGAACCAAUCCUAUGUAGGAAUAGGAAUCCAUACAUAUAUAUUAACCAAAGGGAUCUAAAAGAAAUUCCUAGAAAAAUAUUAUUCUAUAGAAUUUCUAUGAAAUUCCUCCAGUAUGGUGUUGCUUA
Messenger RNA from Hordeum vulgare subsp. vulgare (domesticated barley), 3117 nucleotides. RefSeq lists its product as uncharacterized. The coding region runs from base 1210 to 2241 and encodes 343 amino acids. The record is from RefSeq and is a predicted model, not a curated record. The transcript has 11 exons. NCBI's taxonomy places the organism in Eukaryota, Viridiplantae, Streptophyta, Magnoliopsida, Poales, Poaceae.